UUAUCUUAAUUUAUGAUUAAAAGAUAUAUAACAAUGUUAUCAAUGACAUACAAGAAACAUGAUAUAGAACAAAAGUCUGUGAUAUAAGCAGAUAUUACACUACAGCAUUUAAGUAAUUUGCAUCAACUAUGUGUAUUUUAUUUAUUUAUCGUAACCCUGAAGCUGAUUCAGAGUCAUAUCGAUUGAUUUUGAUCUCAAACCGUGAUGAAGAUUUUAAACGUCCAGCAUUACCAGCUCAUUUUUGGAAAAACUAUCCAUUAUGUUUAGGAGGUACUGAUAUGGAGCUUGGAAAAGAAGGUGGAACUUGGCUAGGAGUGUCAUUAACAGGGAAGGCGGGUGUUGUUUUAAAUUUAUCUGAUGAUACAAGUUCAACUAAUAUACCAAAGCAAGGACGAGGGUUUUUAGUGCCUAAUUUCAUUACAUCAGAAGAUUCUGCAGUUUCAUAUUUAGAUAAAUUAUAUAAGAAAAAUAAGAACAAUCCAAUAUAUAAUCCUUUUAUUUUAGUCUUAAUAAAUUUAAGGAAUGCAGAUGUUUAUUACCUCAGUAGUUCUCAAAAUUCAACAGGACAUAUUUUAGGUCAAGAUAAUGUUUUAGGUUUUAGUAAUAGUGGCCUUGAUAUUCCAUAUAGAAAAGUUGAUAUAGGAAAAGAAAUUUUCAAAAAUAUUAUUAAAAAUGUUAAGGUAGCAAAUCAAACAAAUCUUAUUGAAGAACUGUUAACAUUCUUGAAAUCGAAAGAGAGAUAUUUACCAGAUCCUGAAUUGCAUAGACGUUACCCAACAAAAUAUAAGGAACUUAGCUCAAUUUUUGUAUCAACUGAUGGAUAUUGUACACGAACACAUUCUAUAUUGUUGGUUAGUGGAAGCAAUGAAAUAACAUUUAUUGAAGAAACACUUAUGCCAGAUUUAACAUGGAAACGUCAAAUUUUUAACGAUAAAUUAAUAUGUAAUAACUGA
Messenger RNA from Eufriesea mexicana, 953 nucleotides. RefSeq names its product transport and golgi organization 2 (gene Tango2). The record is from RefSeq and is a predicted model, not a curated record. The transcript has 4 exons. The coding region runs from base 129 to 953 and encodes 274 amino acids. Gene Ontology annotation, biological process: Golgi organization; protein secretion. NCBI's taxonomy places the organism in Eukaryota, Metazoa, Arthropoda, Insecta, Hymenoptera, Apidae. Gene Ontology annotation, cellular component: Golgi apparatus.